AUGGUGAUCCAAGCCCUGACCCGCAUCUGCGGCGACGCCCAAAGCGUCGUCGACAUCUACGUUAACUACGACUGUGAUCUAUCGGCUGCCAAUCUCUUUGAACGGCUUGUGAACGAUUUGUUCAAAGUAGCUCAAGGCCGCCAUUCCUUAGAACUAGGUGCAUCUCCGAAUCAAGAACGAGCAAUGAAACUACGUGGAUUGGAAUGUUUAGUAUCCAUAUUAAAGUGCAUGGUGGAGUGGAGCAAGGAUUUGUAUGUGAAUCCCAAUUUGCAAUCUACCGUAGGACCAAGGGAAACUAGGGAAAACGAUAACGUAUCUAUUAAAUCCCACGGUGGAUCUUCGAAUAGCUUACAUUCGAGUGAGAGUGGGAGUAACAAGGAGAAUCUAGAUUCGCCUGAGCAGUUAGAGGUGCUGAAACAGCAGAAGGAGGUUUGGGAGACUGGUAUCGACAUGUUUAACCGAAAGCCGCGAAAAGGUAUUUCCUACCUUCAAGAACAAGGUUUACUGGGUCCUAGUCAAGAAGAUGUGGCCAAAUUUCUGCAUAAUGACGAACGUCUAGACAAGACGUUUAUCGGGGAAUUUUUAGGUGACAACGACGAAUUUAGCAAACAGUGCAUGUAUACUUACGUGGAUCAAAUGAAUUUUACCAACAUGGACUUUGUUGCUGCUCUUAGACAUUUCUUAGAUGGAUUCAGGUUGCCAGGUGAAGCGCAAAAGAUUGAUAGACUGAUGGAAAAAUUCGCCAGUAGAUACUGUGAAUGCAACCCCAACAAUGGUCUAUUUGCAACUGCAGAUACAGCUUACGUCCUUGGUUUUUCUAUAAUUAUGCUCACGACUGAUCUACACUCGCCUCAAGUCAAAAACAAAAUGACCAAAGAGCAAUAUAUCAAACUGAACAGAGGAAAUACCGAGAGUAAAGACGUACCCGAAGAAUACCUCUCUCAAAUAUACGAUGAAAUAUCGGGACAUGAGAUCAAAAUGAAAAAUCCAGUUAACAAACCAGGCAAACAACAGAUCAACAGUGAAAAGAGAAGAAAAAUUCUUUUUAAUAUGGAGAUGGAGGCGAUUUCCACUGCCGCUAAGAAUCUUAUGGAAUCUGUUUCACAUGUCCAAGCACCAUUUACUCUAGCCAAACAUCUUGAACACGUGAGACCCAUGUUUAAGAUGGCUUGGACCUCGUUUUUGGCUGCUUUUAGUGUUGGAUUACAAGAUUGUGAUGACCCUGAAGUUGCCGCUUUGUGCCUGGAUGGAAUAAGAUGUGCCAUAAGAAUAGUAUGUAUAUUCCACAUGACAUUAGAACGGGACGCCUAUGUACAAGCUUUGGCGAGGUUUACCCUUCUGACUGCAAACUCCCCAAUAAUGGAUAUGAAAGCAAAAAAUAUAGACACUAUUAAAACAUUAAUCAUGGUAGCACAUACGGAUGGAAACUAUUUAGGAUCUAGUUGGUUGGAUAUCUUGAAGUGUAUAUCACAGUUGGAAUUGGCUCAACUCAUUGGGACUGGAGUCAGGCCGGAGUUUUUAUCAGGUAAAUUAAAAAAUUGGAUCAAUAAUAAUUAA
This is a messenger RNA of Diabrotica balteata, 1557 nucleotides long. NCBI's taxonomy places the organism in Eukaryota, Metazoa, Arthropoda, Insecta, Coleoptera, Chrysomelidae. The record is from the annotation of a GenBank genome assembly.